Molecule: messenger RNA, 2141 nt
Organism: Macadamia integrifolia
Lineage: Eukaryota; Viridiplantae; Streptophyta; Magnoliopsida; Proteales; Proteaceae
Product: probable arabinosyltransferase ARAD1
Exons: 2
Coding region: 552-2027 (491 amino acids)
Molecular function (GO): glycosyltransferase activity
Source: RefSeq, a predicted model, not a curated record
GGGUUGAUGAGAUUGGUUUAUGGAGUUCCUUUUGGUGAUUCGUUUGCUUUGCUGGAUAUUUCUUAAUAUUAUUUAUUGAAACAUAGAAGUGAAUGAUUUGGUUCAAACUGGGAAAUUGUGGUGGUUGAUGGUUUCUUCAGCCAUUUUGAAUACAUUCCUUUUCUUGGAUGCAUUGAGAUAAUUUGAAAAAUCUCUUUUGGCAAUGGGAAUCAGUGAUUUUUCAGAGCCAUGAUUUAUGGAGGAUUUGAGUACAUGGGAUGCAGGAUGAACAGGGUUCGCUGGUAGCUAUUUGAUCUUUUACAGGGAAAAGCAUAGAACCUUCUCUGUUUUUCAUUUAAACUUCCUUUAUUUCUAUUUUCUGUUCAUGGAGUACUUUUUAUUCUCUCAGUAGGAAAAGAGUUCAGGGCUGAUUUUUGUUUUGAAACUAAUCAUCCAAAUCACUGGUAAUUGAGUUUUGUUUCCUCUCCUUAUGUGUGCCUUCUCCAUUUUUUCUUCUUUUAGGAAUACAAACAGUUGACAACAACUUGUGACUCCCCUAUAUUAGUAUUACAAUGGCCGAGAGGAAUCCUCCCUUCGGUAGCAUUAUUUGUCGAUCUUCUCUGUUUUUUGUGUUCACAAUUGCCUCUUUCUUCUUCAUCUUCUCUUGGUUCUCUGUCUUGCAUUCCACUAGCCACCCUCACUCCAUUGACCUCAGCAGCUCACCCAAUUCCAGGCUAUUUGCAGUGAUUGACAAUAAAAAUACACAACCCCGAAAUCAGGAUGACAUCCAACCUUCAGUACCCAAUAUGUCAGGUUCUGUGAAUUGCAAGGAGGAAGCACCUCAAGAUAAAGAAUUUAUGAAGUGCAAUCCAAAUAGGGUAGUCAAGGUUUUUAUGUAUGACUUACCACCUGAAUUCCACUUUGGGCUUUUGGAUUGGAAACCUGAAGGGAAUGGUGUGUGGCCAGAUCUUAAAACCAAAAUACCUGAUUAUCCAGGAGGUUUGAACUUGCAACACAGUAUAGAAUAUUGGUUGACUUUAGAUCUCCUCUCAUCAACAUUUCCCGACUCAACUGGUACCCGUAGUGCUGUGAGAAUGCACAACUCAAGUGAAGCAGAUGUUAUAUUUGUUCCAUUUUUCUCCUCCUUGAGCUAUAACAGAUAUUCCAAACCUCAGCCACAUGAAAAGAAUAGGAACUACUUGUUACAAGAGAAGCUGGUGAAGUUUUUAGCAGCCCAAGAGGAGUGGAAGAGAUCAGGGGGACGCGACCAUAUAAUCAUGGCCCAUCAUCCAAAUAGCAUGUUAGAUGCAAGGAUGAAGCUAUGGCCUGCUAUGUUCAUACUUUCAGAUUUUGGGAGAUACCCUCCAACCAUAGCUAAUGUUCAAAAAGAUGUGAUCGCACCUUACAAACACAUUAUCAGAACCUUUGUCAAUGACUCAUCUAGCUUUGAUGAUCGUCCAACUUUGCUGUAUUUCCAAGGAGCCAUAUACAGGAAAGAUGGUGGAUACGUUCGACAAGAACUGUUUUAUCUUUUGAAAGAUGAAAAAGAUGUGCACUUCUCAUUUGGGAGCGUUAAUAAGGGUGGAAUCAAUAAAGCUAGCAAGGGGAUGCACUCAUCAAAGUUCUGCCUCAACAUUGCUGGUGAUACCCCAUCAUCAAAUCGCCUGUUUGAUGCCAUUGCUAGCCACUGUGUCCCUGUCAUUAUCAGUGAUCAAAUCGAACUCCCUUAUGAGGAUGUCCUUGACUACUCUGAGUUCUGCAUCUUUGUACCUGCAUCAGAUGCUGUCAAAGAGAAUUAUCUCAUCAAGUUGAUCAGGAGUAUCAAGAAGGAAAAAUGGACAAGAAUGUGGAAGAGGCUGAAACAGGUUGAAAAGUUCUUUGAGUUCCAGUACCCUUCUCAUGAGGAUGAUGCUGUACAAAUGAUCUGGCAGACAGUUGCCCGUAAGGUGCCUUCUAUCCGAUUAGAGUUACAUAAGUCAAAACGAUUCUCUCAGCAUACAGGCAGGAGGAAGAGGGAUCCAAUAGCUGUUCCAAGGAAUUUUUGGUGAAAUGUGAAUUAAUCCCAAUGGGUCACUCCACGCGUCCCAUCCUUUUAUUGGAUGGUUGUUGCAAGUCAGAUAAAUCAUGCAAAGUUACUGCUACAGAAAUGUGAUUCUUAAAGC